AUGUUUAAUUGCCGCGUUGGCGUCUGCGCGAGGUUUGCGGCUUCGCAGACAAGAUGGGAGCUGACGCGGCUGACUAAGGACCGCAACGCGAAUUUCCAAGUAGCACUUCCCGAAGAAAAGAAUAGAUUGUCGAGGUAUGCGUUACCAAGCGAUCCGGAUGCGCUUUUGGUUGAUGGAAGGAGACUAACACGAGGGGAACGUAUAUAUCAGGGCAUUUCUAUAGGAUUACCCGUUAUCGCAUUCGUUACCGCUCUGGCUGUACCCGUUGGGAUUGUAACGCUAUUCGCGCUUAAUGGGCGAAGGAGGAGCGAACAGGUCAUCAGAGUUCAGAAAACACAAGAUAUCCUGGAUAUUCCAUCGCCGAUAAAACUGAUAGGGGCGAAGGAGCUUGCCAAAUUGGUACACGUCAACAAGCCCACUAUUGUAGUCUAUUACCGACCGGUGAGCAACGAUGAGGAGUCAAACAGAUUGAACCUGCUUUUCGCGCUGCUCGCAGAGAUCGCAGCAGUUGAAGGGUCGUCGUUGAACGUGUAUAGAGUGAACAUCCAAAACGAGUUCCAGCACUUCAACCAGUACCUCAAGGAAGAAAUAAAGCAAUCCACCACCGCGUUGAUCCAUGUCGUGAUACCACAGGAGAAGGAAUCUGUGGUUACUGCGGUGAUCCCGCCGGUAUCAGCGACGUCAUUUGUUGCCCAUCUCACACAACUGCUGGGCAAUAUGGGCGUCAAAUUCUCAAAGGAUGAGACCGCCACUAGCAUGUUAGAUGACAAACUCGUCAGCAUAAAGCGUUGCAUGUUCGAUUUGAAGAUGGAAGGUAAAGUGCGAUUUGUCGGUGGCCACAACUUCUUGCAAUUGGACCGAGAGUGCAACAAGCUGUUGCACUCCUCUAACAAACUUCAGCCAAAAUAA
Molecule: messenger RNA, 909 nt
Organism: Babesia ovata
Lineage: Eukaryota; Apicomplexa; Aconoidasida; Piroplasmida; Babesiidae
Product: conserved plasmodium
Exons: 4
Coding region: 1-909 (302 amino acids)
Source: RefSeq, a predicted model, not a curated record